Messenger RNA from Homarus americanus (American lobster), 813 nucleotides. RefSeq names its product 60S ribosomal protein L6-like. The transcript is spliced from 7 exons. Lineage: Eukaryota; Metazoa; Arthropoda; Malacostraca; Decapoda; Nephropidae. Gene Ontology annotation, cellular component: cytosolic large ribosomal subunit; ribosome. Gene Ontology annotation, molecular function: structural constituent of ribosome; RNA binding. Gene Ontology annotation, biological process: ribosomal large subunit assembly; cytoplasmic translation. Bases 43 to 795 code for a protein of 250 amino acids. The record is from RefSeq and is a predicted model, not a curated record.
UCCUAUUUGAGUGGACACAAAGAAGAGACGGCCAAUAAGACCAUGGUGGAGACAAAGGUGAAAACGUCGGCGAAAACGCCGGUGAAAACGCCGGUGAAAACGCCGGUGAAAAAGCCGGUGAAAAAGCCGGUGAAAAAGUCUGUCAAAGCAGGCACCGUCCGCUAUGGUAAACGCAGGAGGGUAAUUGAGAAGCCAAAGACCUUCAUUGAGAAACCCAUUGGUGGUGAAAAGAAUGGGGGAACCCGUAUGGUUCGUGUGAAGAAACUUCCUGCUUACUAUGCCACUCAGUUGAACCCCAAGAAGAGGACCAAGCACACUAAGAGCAGAUUCAGGCCUCUACGUUCUUCCAUUACUCCUGGAACAGUUUGCAUCCUUCUGGCAGGCAUCCACAAGGGCAAGAAAGUAGUUUUCCUGAAACAACUUGCUGGUGGCCUGUGUCUAGUUACUGGUCCCUUCAAGAUCAACGCUUGUCCCUUGAGACGUGUUAAUCAAAUUUAUCUAAUUGCCACUGCUACAAAGAUUGAUAUUAGCGGAUUUGGCAUCCCCAAGCACCUUACCGAUCAGUACUUCCGCCGGGUUAAGGCAAAGCGUGCAAAGAAGGAAGAAGGAGACAUCUUUGAGCAGAAGCAGGAGAAAUAUGUUCCAUCCCAGCAGCGCAAGAGGGAUCAGGCUGUUGUUGAUGGUAUGAUUAUGUCUGUCAUCAAGAAGAGGGAGGAUAAGAAAAUGCUCUUUGGUUAUCUGGGCACUCCAUUUGGCCUCAGGAAUAAAAUGUACCCUCAUAGACUGACAUUCUAAAUAAAUGAGAUGACUGUG